AGCCUGCCUGUGUGUCCCCUGAAAGCCAUGUGGGGCUGCCUGGUGGCCCUCGUGGGCCUGUUCUUCCUGGUGCGCUGGUACCGCGAGAGGCAGGUGGUGAGCCAGAUGCAGGACAAGUAUGUCUUCAUCACGGGCUGUGACUCGGGCUUUGGGAACCUGCUGGCCAGGCAGCUGGACAUGAGGGGCCUGAGGGUGCUGGCCGCGUGUCUGACAGAGAAGGGGGCUGAAGAGCUGAGGCGGCAGACAUCGGACAGAGCGGAGACGGUGAUCCUGGAUGUCACACAGACGGAGAGCAUCACUGCGGCUGCCCAGUGGGUGAAGGAGCGCGUGGGGGACAGAGGGCUCUGGGGACUAGUGAACAAUGCUGGCGUCGCCAUGCCUAUAGCUCCCAACGAGUGGCUGACCAAACAGGACUUUGUGGAUGUGCUCAACGUGAACCUGCUGGGGAUGAUUGAGGUGACUCUGAGCCUGCUGCCCUUGGUGAGGAAGGCCCGGGGCCGUGUGGUCAACGUCUCCAGUGUCCUGGGCCGCCUGUCCAUAAUGGGUGGCGGCUACUGCAUUUCCAAGUACGGUGUGCAGGCCUUCUCAGACUCACUCAGGAGGGAGCUCUCCCCCUUUGGGGUGAAGGUGGCGAUCAUUGAGCCUGGUGUCUUCCAGACCAAUUUAACAAGCAUGGAGAGCUUUCUGAGAUCCUUACAAGCUUCAUGGGACCAGGCCAGCCCCGAGGUCAAGGAGGUCUAUGGCCAGGGCUAUGCUGCAGCCUUCAUGAACAUUGGUGCAAGCCUCAACCCUCCGGUUAGGCAGGACAUUCACAUGGUGAGUGACUGCAUGGAGCACGCGCUGACGUCAAGACAUCCCCGCACGCGGUACUCCCCCGGCUGGGAUGCCAAGUUCUUCUACAUCCCUCUGAGCUACAUGCCCACCUGCCUGGUGGAUGCGAUAUUCCGUCGGAUUUACCCAAAGCCAGCCAAGGUCCUGUGAAGACACUAUUAAGACUGCUGAUGGUACAGAGCUGGGCACAGUGAGAGAGGGAGGGGGACAAACUGGGGAGAGAAGGGUA
This is a messenger RNA of Ochotona princeps (American pika), 1060 nucleotides long. RefSeq names its product retinol dehydrogenase 16-like. The coding region runs from base 28 to 981 and encodes 317 amino acids. The transcript has 4 exons. Gene Ontology annotation, molecular function: oxidoreductase activity. The record is from RefSeq and is a predicted model, not a curated record. NCBI's taxonomy places the organism in Eukaryota, Metazoa, Chordata, Mammalia, Lagomorpha, Ochotonidae.